Messenger RNA from Xiphophorus couchianus (Monterrey platyfish), 1960 nucleotides. RefSeq names its product ganglioside GM2 activator (gene gm2a). The transcript has 4 exons. Gene Ontology annotation, cellular component: cytoplasmic side of plasma membrane. Gene Ontology annotation, molecular function: lipid carrier activity; enzyme activator activity. The record is from RefSeq and is a predicted model, not a curated record. NCBI's taxonomy places the organism in Eukaryota, Metazoa, Chordata, Actinopteri, Cyprinodontiformes, Poeciliidae. Gene Ontology annotation, biological process: ganglioside catabolic process; lipid transport. Bases 99 to 710 code for a protein of 203 amino acids.
UCAGGCGGCGGUUGUAAACACGGAAGUGCUGGUCUCAGGAAGCAUUCUGACUUUCUCUGGUCGUGGAGAGGCUCGCUUUAACGUCGCAGAGCAGCGGGAUGAUGAACAGGAUGGCCGGCUGUCUGAAGGUGACUGUAGCCGUGAUGGUGGUUUUAGCUGCCGUGGUAUUUCAGGCAAACUGCGACUCUUUUGAAAUGAAGAGAGUCAGGAGUGCAAAGGUUUUGGGUUUUGACUGGAAAAACUGCGGACAGCCCGACGCUCCGGCGGUGCUAAAGAGCCUGACUGUGUCUCCAGAUCCCAUCAACAUUCCGGGAUCACUGACGGCCGCUGCGUCUGGAUCCACGUUGGUUGAGCUCGCCUCCCCUCUUUCUGUGAAUGUGACCAUGGAGAAGGAGGUGGCGGGUUUCUGGGUGAAGAUCCCCUGCCUGGAGCAGCUUGGCAGUUGUCACUAUAAGGACGCCUGCGAAAUUCUGAAUCAGCUGAUCCCACCGGGACAGGAUUGUCCCGAACCGCUGCACACCUACGGCCUUCCCUGCCACUGCCCCUUCAAAGCGGGCUCUUACUCGCUGCCUCAGUCUCAGUUCUACCUGCCUUACAUGGACCUGCCUUACUGGCUCACCAAUGGGAACUACAGAGUUCAGGGAAUCCUGGGAGGUGGAGGCAAAGAGCUGGGCUGCCUCAAGCUGUCUCUGUCCAUUCACUCCAACUGAGGAGAUGAUUCACAGCAGCUUCAUGUUUCUGUUUAUCUGCACAGAAAAAUGAUGUAACUACAGGCUUUAGAAAGUUGCGUCAACUUUUAAUCUUAUGUUUGAUCCACGUUUCAGCAGCUGUCGUUUCCCCACAUCAGGGGAAAACAAACACAUGUAAGCAGAUUAGGUACUACUGACGGUGUUUCAUUUAAACAGGAUCAAGGUUUUGCUAGAUUUUUCUUUCUUUUUUUGUUUAAUUCUAUGCUUUCAUUUUCAAGAAAAAUUACAUUCUGCAUAUGAGCCUUUUAUUCUAUUUUUAUUGUUGACUUUUGUGACAAGCUACAUUUUAUUUGAAAAUUGUCUUUUUUUUUCUAUUCAGUGGUACAAGUUUUUCUUUUUUUUCAGCUCAGAAAGACUGUGAUUAUAUUUUUAACAGUUAACAAAAACCAAGUUGUGCAGUUUAAUUCAUUCUGCACAACUUUUGGCCAGUUUGUUAAAAUGUUAAGAUUUUUUUCUUUCUUCAACAAGUUUUUUUCUUUUUUUUUAAGAUUAGGGUAACAGAACGAUAAUGAAAACUUAAGUGGGGGUCUGUGAACUAUUUGACUAAAUCUGUAAACAUAGUAGUAUAAUAAACUUAAACAUGGGUCAUAUUGUUGCACACACAAAUCCCAGUGUUUGAGGCAACAUUACAUCUCUUGUUUAGUUUGCAUCAUCUCAGGUAAAAGGAUGAGGUCAUUUUUUCUUCAUUAACACUCGGUUUAAAAAACAAAAGACUUUAUUUCGUGGUCAUAUGCACAUUUUACAGCAUUUCAAAUAUUCUCCUUAUAAUGUUAAAGCAAAAUCAUUCCAACAGUAAAUAAAAGCUUGAAAAAAUUGCCAUAUUCAUUAAAAUACUAUGUUUUAAUAAAUAUGUUUUUUUGCACAGUAUAAUUGUGUUUUACUCUUAUUUCUGUAGCAUCAAGAAGGCAAAAUGAAAGUGAUUUUAUGUUUUUAUGCCUGGGUGAGAAUGUCUUAUUUCUUUUAUUUUGUUGAGGAAACGAUUUUAACAAAUCUAUUAGUGGCCAACAUAUAGUAAAUAGGUUUUAAUUGCAGCUGGUAGUUUUAGCCAAGUUCCUUUUUUUUUUUUAGAACAAAUUCCAAGACAAUUCUGCCUUUAUAUAAUUUAGGAAAAUAUACAGUUUGUUUUUCAUUAUGUAAAUAAUCAUACUGUUAUAUUUGCACAUGCGCACAGUCUACCGUUUUUCUUAAGAUUUUUAUUUUAUUUAAAGUAA